This is a messenger RNA of Mucor velutinosus, 1089 nucleotides long. RefSeq lists its product as uncharacterized. The coding region runs from base 1 to 1089 and encodes 362 amino acids. NCBI's taxonomy places the organism in Eukaryota, Fungi, Mucoromycota, Mucoromycetes, Mucorales, Mucoraceae. Gene Ontology annotation, biological process: lipid metabolic process. The transcript has 3 exons. The record is from RefSeq and is a predicted model, not a curated record.
AUGGACACCAGCAAUCAACGCUACGCAUCGUACGUAGUAGAUAUCAAGCUACCGCCGGCAAUCACUGUUCCUGCUGGCACCCUGACAGCUGCCUAUACACUUGUAUUGACCUUGGAUUAUGUACUGGUCAAAAAUGACGCGAAAUUCUCGGCAAUCAUCACUCCAAUGCAGCUGAGGGCAUUGAUAGCAAUCUAUCAUUUUCUCAUCCCUAUUAUAUUUGCUUCCAAGUAUAAUUUUGGAAACAUAUCAUUCAUGCUUUAUCCUUGGUCUAUGGCAGCACAGAUCAUCUUUUUAUCCACCUCGUCUGUGACACUGAAAGAGUAUCUACAAACACUAUUCAAAGUGGUAUUGUUUCUCGAUGAUAGCCCUACUGCAAAGACCCAUCAGCAAAUUAGAUUCGAUGGAGUUAAGAAGAUUGCUCGAGGCUUCGCCAAGAUGUUGUUCAUGAAAUUUGCUUUAGAUGGUGUCUUGCCUGACGAUUUAUCUGAUUUGCUAGCAAUGCCAUUUUAUAGUCCAAGAGCAAUGUUUAUUACCUAUGUAUUGGCUGUGCGAAUCUAUUGUAUGAUGAGUCUAGUGGAUAUACUCAUGGGCGUUUUGCAGGCAACACUACUGAUUCGAUUUCAUGAUCUAUUUGAUAAUCCGUUUUUAGCAACAAGCCCUAAAGACUUUUGGAAUCGAAGAUGGAAUAGAAUGGUCAAAAAUUUCUUUCGAAAGCUAAUUUUUUCAAAGGCCAACACUACAUUAGAUACCAAAGACGACGACAAAAAGAAGAAAAAGCAAGGCUUCAUGUCAUCACCCACAGCCUUUGGUCUGCUCACUUUUUUCAUUAGCGGGUUGUUCCAUGAUUUCAUGAUAGCGGCUGCUGCUCGAGAAAUCACGUUUGAAUUGACCGUUUUCUUUUUGAUUCAUGGUAUCGAGGUAGCACUGGAAGUCAAGUAUCGUAAAGGAAAGUACAAGCAAGAUCCUACAGGCAUUACAGCAAUUCUAUGCAACCUUUUGACGGUGCUGUUUUUCGUCACCACUGGUCGAAUAUUUUUAAGCCCUGUUUUGCGACAAGAAGUGUUUCUGAAUAUCGCUCAGAAGUUUUAA